Messenger RNA from Periophthalmus magnuspinnatus, 1889 nucleotides. RefSeq names its product RIO kinase 1 (yeast) (gene riok1). Gene Ontology annotation, cellular component: preribosome, small subunit precursor; cytosol. The record is from RefSeq and is a predicted model, not a curated record. Gene Ontology annotation, molecular function: protein serine/threonine kinase activity; ATP binding. Lineage: Eukaryota; Metazoa; Chordata; Actinopteri; Gobiiformes; Gobiidae. Bases 158 to 1744 code for a protein of 528 amino acids. Gene Ontology annotation, biological process: maturation of SSU-rRNA. The transcript is spliced from 17 exons.
AUACUUCCGGGUCGUCUUUCACGUGUCAUGGAUCUAUCAAAAUAACACACUCAUGGAUGGUCACUACACUCCUUUAGUUCACCGGUUGUGGUUGCUGUUUUGAAAGUGUUUGACGUCGACUGGGGAUUGAAAUACUUCUCGGACAUAAACUGUAGGGAUGGCACUUCUGGUGGAUUGUGUUACGGGACAGUUUGAUGACGCAGAAGAGGAGCACAGUGAUGCGAACGAACACGGGAUAAGUAAAAUCCACAUGCAGACUGAGCUUUGUGAUGACCAGUUGGAUUCUGAUGCUGAAGAGGAGGAUGAAGAUGAUGAAGAUGAGGACUAUGAGUGGAUGUGGACUUCAGACCAUCCUACAACUGGACCCAACUCCCAGGCAAACCGGAAGCCAUCUAAUGGUAAAACGUCAAGUUCAACACCUGCAGACAAGGCUCUUAGAAAGUAUGAAAAUAAAAUUAACCUUGAUAAAUGCAACUUGUCUGACUCAGUCAUCAAUAAAGUCACUUUGGUGCAGAGGCAGAAGGACAAUGACACGUUCAGAGUAAAAGACAAGUCUGAUCGGGCAACAGUAGAACAAGUCUUGGAUCCUAGAACGAGAAUGAUUCUGUUUAAAAUGUUGAGUCGGGGAAUCAUUUCUGAAAUUAACGGCUGCAUCAGCACGGGCAAGGAGGCAAAUGUGUAUCAUGCCUUGACGUCAGAAGGCAAGAGCAGAGCCAUAAAGAUCUACAAAACAUCCAUCUUGCAGUUCAAAGACCGGGACAAAUAUGUGUCUGGGGAGUUCAGGUUUCGCCAUGGCUACUGUAAAGGGAACCCUCGAAAGAUGGUGCGGACGUGGGCUGAGAAAGAGAUGAGAAACUUGCUUAGAUUACAGGUGGCUGGUGUUUUGAGUCCAGAACCGCUGCUGCUAAAGAGCCAUGUCCUGCUUAUGGACUUCAUUGGAAAAGAUAACAUCCCAGCUCCUCUGUUGAAGAAUGCAGCUCUGAGUGAGUACAAGGCUCGGGAGCUGUACCUUCAGGUGGUUCUGCACAUGAGAAAAAUGUAUCAAGAUGCAAGAUUAGUUCAUGCCGACCUCAGCGAGUUCAACAUGUUGUAUCAUGAAGGAGACGUCUACAUCAUUGACGUGUCUCAGUCAGUGGAACAUGACCAUCCACAUGCGCUGGAGUUCCUCCGCAAAGACUGCACCAAUGUCAAUGAUUUCUUUGCAAAGCGAGCAGUAGCUGUGAUGACUGUCCGAGAACUCUUUGACUUCAUCACCGAUCUGUCUAUUAAUGAAGCCAAUAUACAAACCUACUUGGACAAGGCUAUUACUUUGGCCGGAGAGCGAACCGCAGAGCAACGGUCAGCACAGGAGUGCAUAGACGAAGAGGUAUUUAAGCAGGUGUACAUCCCCAGGACUUUGACUCAAGUGAAGGACUACGAGAAGCACGUGGAACAAAUUCGGGCUCUGCCCACAACUGCAGGACAAAAUGACAAUGUCCUGUACCAGACGCUGACUGGACUGAACAAGGACCUCACAGGAGUGCAGACUAUCCCAGCUUUACUGGAGAAUCUGGAGUUGGAUGAAGAGCAGGACACUUCUUCUGGAGAAGAGGAGGAGAAAGAGGACAAGACAGAAGAGACACCAGACAGAAAGGAGCUGAAAAGACGAGUGAAAGAAGCACAGAGGGAAAAGAGAAAAACUAAAAUUCCCAAACACAUUAAAAAGAGAAAACAGAAGGUGUCUCGCAAUAAUCUCAAGAACUAAUGUUCAUCCUGAGACGUAGACCUCAUCUACAGAUGCUGCACACAAAACAACAUUAACCAACACUGUACAUUAAACACACACCUCUAUACACAUCCUUUUUAUAUAUAUAUAUAUAUAAAACAAAAUAUGUGCUUGUAUGUUGCCU